CGCUGGUCCCUCCCCCGGCGCGGGCACGUCGGCGCGCGGGGUGGGUGUGACGCAGUUGCCCAUGGUAACCGCGGGCCGCGCCGAGGAUGGGUUUACUGUCAAUCCUGCGCAAACUAAAAAGCACCCCAGACCAGGAGGUGAGAAUCCUCCUCUUGGGACUGGAUAAUGCAGGCAAGACCACGCUCCUGAAACAGCUGGCAUCAGAGGACAUCAGCCACAUCACCCCAACACAGGGCUUCAACAUCAAAAGUGUACAGUCUCAAGGCUUCAAACUGAACGUAUGGGACAUAGGCGGACAGAGGAAGAUCAGACCAUACUGGAGGAACUAUUUUGAAAACACUGAUAUCCUUAUCUAUGUCAUUGACAGUGCAGAUAGGAAGAGGUUUGAAGAAACAGGUCAGGAGCUGGCUGAGCUUUUGGAUGAAGAAAAGCUUAGCGGAGUCCCCGUGCUCAUAUUCGCUAACAAGCAGGAUUUGCUGACGGCUGCCCCUGCAUCGGAGAUUGCCGAGGGACUGAACCUGCACACAAUCCGGGACAGAGUCUGGCAGAUCCAGUCUUGUUCAGCUCUUUCGGGAGAGGGAGUACAGGCAGAUUUGUGGGCUCCCUGGAGUGGGCUGCACACUUCUCCACUGGCAGCACCUUCUUACUGUGCCUCCUCCCUGAAGCACAGCACAACCCUAAUCAUCCAGUAAUGCAAAAUACUCAGCCCAAUAUCCUCUGCCAGGGAAAUGAAAUCUGCUUCUGCAUUCACUUCCAGAAAACAGAAGACCAGAACUAAAUAAAAGUAUUUGCAGGCCUAUGUAUUUUGUUCAUCGUGCUUAUCUAGUCAAAUUAGUUUAGAUGCAGGCCAGAUAACAUCCCGCUUUGUUGUAGUUGGUCUCAUUGCCCUAAAUACUGCAGCUUAUUCCAUAAAUGAUUAUUGCAGAAAAGUCAGGAAGGUUGCAAACUCUCUAUAGCUUAUAGAAGAAGAGCCCCUACAUUUCUCUUCACCCAUAACUUCAGCUCUGUCAAAUCAGACAGCAAGAAUGUAAAGCACUCCCUUUCCUUGCAAAUGGAACAAAAUGUUUGGGGAGAUGGCUUUUAAACUAAACCCAGAUCAGCCUAGGAAAAAAUG
Messenger RNA from Pyrgilauda ruficollis (rufous-necked snowfinch), 1114 nucleotides. It is a transcript of the gene ARL3, whose product is annotated as ADP ribosylation factor like GTPase 3. The transcript has 6 exons. NCBI's taxonomy places the organism in Eukaryota, Metazoa, Chordata, Aves, Passeriformes, Passeridae. Bases 87 to 692 code for a protein of 201 amino acids. Gene Ontology annotation, molecular function: GTP binding; GTPase activity. Gene Ontology annotation, cellular component: cytoplasm; microtubule cytoskeleton. The record is from RefSeq and is a predicted model, not a curated record. Gene Ontology annotation, biological process: cilium assembly.